This is a messenger RNA of Malaclemys terrapin pileata, 8969 nucleotides long. It is a transcript of the gene BMPR1A, whose product is annotated as bone morphogenetic protein receptor type 1A. Gene Ontology annotation, molecular function: transforming growth factor beta receptor activity, type I; ATP binding; SMAD binding. Bases 650 to 2251 code for a protein of 533 amino acids. The record is from RefSeq and is a predicted model, not a curated record. The transcript has 13 exons. Gene Ontology annotation, biological process: protein phosphorylation; BMP signaling pathway; dorsal/ventral pattern formation. Gene Ontology annotation, cellular component: plasma membrane; signaling receptor complex. Lineage: Eukaryota; Metazoa; Chordata; Testudines; Emydidae.
AGCAGCGCUCGGCUCCCCUCGGGAGGCACUGGGAGCAGUUGGAGGUUGGCGGCGCGUGAGGGCGGUGGUGUCCCACUGGGGUGCUAGCCCCGAGUGAGCCAGUCUGGCUGCGGCGGUUGCGCGCUCCGCCUCCUCCUCCCCGGUGCUGGUUGGUGUCGCUGGCUGCAGUGAUUGGAGUCCUGCUCCCCCCUCCCGCAUUCAGAGGGCUCUGGCCGGGCGUCGGGAUUGUGAGCGGUGGCGGCGGAGCCUGCGCCGUGUCCCCUCUCCUCGCGCCCCCGCCUCCACCCCCACCGUCUAGCCGGGCCGUGUGAGGCCAGGAGCCGCUCGCAGGGUGCACGGGGAGCGACCCCCAGCGAAGAGAAUGACGGACCCCUGCGACGGAUUAAUAGAAAUAUGCAUUGCUAUAAUAUCAUAUUGGAAUUGAUGAAGUGGAAAUACAGAUGAAGACAGUCUGAAGAAGAUUUUACAUAAAAUAUACUUCCAUCCAACUCCCCAACUGAGGAGACAAGUUGGAAUAUUUAUUAAAUCAUCACUACUGUCAGCCGCCAAAUCUCAUCAGGCUUCACUGAACAAACCACGUUUAAAAUUUGUCAAGCAGCAGGGCCAGUUGCUAAGGGUGACAGUGCACGGGAAGGAUUAAAAGUGAACUAUGACUCAACUGAAAGUAUACGUCAGAUUACUGGGAGCCUAUCUGUUCAUCAGUCUUCAUGUUCAAGGGCAAAAUCUAGACAGCGUGCUCCAUGGCACAGGAAUGAAGACAAAUCCUGACCAGAAGAAACAGGCAAAUGGAGUAACAUUGGCUCCCGAGGACACCUUACCUUUUCUACAGUGCUACUGUUCAGGACAUUGUCCGGAUGAUGCUAUUAAUAACACAUGCAUAACUAACGGGCAUUGCUUUGCCAUUGUUGAAGAAGAUGAACAUGGAGAACCCAUCCUUGCUUCAGGUUGCAUGAAGUAUGAAGGUUCAGAUUUUCAGUGCAAGGAUUCCCCAAAAGCACAGCUACGUCGGACAAUUGAAUGCUGUCGAACUGAUUUCUGCAAUCGGGAUCUACAGCCCACACUACCGCCACUUGGUAGUACAGAUGGACUUUUUGAUGGCAGCAUUCGUUGGAUGGCAGUGCUGAUUUCUAUGGCAGUCUGCAUCAUUGUUAUGAUCAUCUUAUUUAGCUGCCUUUGUUACAAACAUUACUGUAGAUGGGUAGCAAAAAGACGUUGUUAUAAUCGUGAUCUGGAGCAAGAUGAAGCAUUUAUUCCAGCCGGGGAGUCAUUAAAGGAUCUUAUUGACCAGUCACAGAGUUCUGGCAGUGGAUCAGGACUACCUCUGUUGGUUCAGCGCACUAUUGCCAAACAGAUUCAGAUGGUGCGGCAAGUUGGGAAAGGGCGAUAUGGUGAGGUGUGGAUGGGUAAAUGGCGCGGCGAAAAAGUGGCAGUCAAAGUAUUUUUUACCACUGAGGAAGCCAGUUGGUUCAGAGAAACUGAGAUUUACCAGACUGUUCUAAUGCGUCAUGAAAACAUACUUGGUUUUAUAGCAGCUGAUAUUAAAGGCACAGGCUCCUGGACACAACUUUACUUGAUUACAGAUUACCAUGAAAAUGGAUCCUUGUAUGACUUCCUGAAAUGUGCCACACUUGACAACAGGGCUUUGCUCAAACUGGCUUAUUCUGCUGCAUGUGGUCUGUGCCAUCUACACACAGAAAUUUAUGGGACACAAGGCAAGCCUGCUAUUGCACACAGGGACCUGAAGAGUAAAAAUAUCUUGAUAAAGAAAAAUGGAAGCUGCUGUAUUGCCGACCUGGGUCUUGCAGUGAAAUUUAACAGUGAUACGAAUGAAGUUGAUGUCCCUUUGAAUACUAGAGUGGGAACAAAACGUUACAUGGCCCCAGAAGUCCUAGAUGAAAGCCUAAAUAAAAAUCAUUUCCAACCAUAUAUCAUGGCUGACAUCUACAGUUUUGGCUUGAUCAUUUGGGAAAUGGCUCGGCGUUGUGUCACAGGAGGUAUUGUUGAAGAGUACCAGUUGCCAUAUUAUGACAUGGUGCCGAAUGAUCCAUCUUAUGAAGAUAUGAGAGAGGUGGUGUGUGUCAAGCGCCUACGCCCAGUGGUAUCUAACAGAUGGAAUAGCGAUGAAUGUUUAAGAGCAGUGUUGAAGUUAAUGUCUGAAUGCUGGGCCCACAAUCCUGCCUCUAGACUUACAGCCUUGAGGAUCAAGAAGACACUUGCCAAGAUGGUGGAAUCACAAGAUGUAAAGAUUUGACAGAAUAAUAUAGUACUGAGGAGCAGAGUUGGACUCCUAGAACUUUUCACCCUGAUAAGGGUGGGAACUAAGUGGGAAGAGGAAGCAACUGAGAUUCAGUCCACUUCCUCAUCUCACUUUUACAGGCUGCUAAUAUUAAAUCUUUCAGUACUUUGUAGAAUAUAAUGCUGAGAGUCUCUGUACACUACAUGCUACAUAUAUGGACAGCCUUGUUUUAAAUAUGCGUAUCAUUUUUGUUUUAAGCUGCAUUGAGACUUCAGUCACACUUAGUGAGUCUCCGGUGAAACUCUGGAUACUGAAUUGCUUUCUGUGAAAGCCUUAAAAAGCUAAAUGGAUUCAACAGAGAUGGAGAAAUAUAAGCUUUUUGCCUUCUACCUGAUAAAAACCUAGUUGGUUCAUACCAAGACUUUUUGAAAUAGCCUGUAGGUUAGGAAUCUGUUUGAGAUACUACUCAGUUUAACAGUUCCUAUGCCUUUUAUGGGUCUUUUAUGUGUGUGCCAGGAUUCUUUGGCUGUCAUUUGGGAUAGAUGAUAAUUUAAAUUCAUAGAAAGACUUAUGGUCAGGGCCCCAUAUGUUCCCAGAUUCCACAGUUUCAGGAUUUGCCACAGAAUUCAUCCCUCGACACAGAAUUGUGCUCCAGAAUCUCAAUUUUCAUUUUGAAAUAAUUACAUUUCUGUGCUGUUUUGGUUGCAAAGAGAACCUCAGAAAUGUGAACAGUGUAAACCAAUGUCCAUCUGAGGGCUUGUCUACAUGGUUCAGCAAUGCGCACACUAGAGGGGUGUGAUUUCUAAAGUAUACUGACUGAUCGAUGUAGAUCCUGCUGGCACACACUAUAAGUUUCCUAGGGUGCUUAAUGUACAUGCUGCUUGUUAACAUGCACUAGGAAACUUUUUAGUGUAUGCCAGCAGGGUUGUUGCAGGCCAGUAAGCGUGCAGCACGAGUGCAUUUUAGAAAUCACAUUUCUCUAGUGUGCAUUGCCUCACUGUGGAGACAGGCCCUGCGUCUGCAGAAAGCCUGAAACAGUGACUGAGAGGUGUGAUCUGCCUCGAUCAUUUCACUUGGGGCCCAGUAUGCUCCUUGAUUGUGUAGUUGUGGAAUUUGGCCUUUUUCAGGGUAUCACAGAAGUCAUCAUAUUUGCUGUAGACUUCACCAUUUUGCAGCAACCAGACCUUUGGCUUUCUGUUUUGUCUCUCUGUCCUGCUGGGACCUGUCUGCAGCUGCUUCAUGCUUUGCAUCUUUCCCCAUGAGAGGGAAUUAAAUGGAUUGCACUGCAUGCUCCUUUCACUAUUCUAUAGAACCAGGCAGGAGGGGAGGUCUGAGAGCCAGAGCUGGAGUCCAGUUUGCAGCUAGGGCCCACUCCCAGAAGUGCAGGCUGGGCAGCUAGGAAACUGAGAGUGUCAUCCAAGGCCUGGGGAACUGAGAUGAACCGCUGAAGCUGACUGGCAUGCAUGAGACAGGCAAAGGAGAUUCUGAGCUAGAUCAUCCUGACAGCAUCGUUACUGCUGGAGAUCUACUGGCCACCUAGAGGACACAUUGAAAAAACAUAAUCAAAUACUAUCAUUCCUGAAAAUCAUCGACGAAUUGUAAAUCAGUGAGUAUUUUCAACUGAAUCGGAUGUGUGUUGUUGGGUAUGGGGGAAAUGGGAUUGAAAGGGGUUUUAAUGGAGGUACAAUAAAUUAACAUUGCUGCAGGAUUUGGUCAAGGGUUGCUGUAUAAUAUGCAGUGCUGUGCAUAUGAUUCUGUACUGCAGCAACUAGCUAGUUACAUGAAAGCCAUUUGGCUUGCACGGGAAAUCAAAUUUCUGCUCCAUUUUUUGCUGACCAAGACAGGUUGAUAUAAAAGGCCAAAAAAACUAAAAUGAUUACUGUAAAGUUGGGUCAUUAGUUAUAUAUCAUUAAUUUUGUCACUGUUCGUUUGAAGUCAGAAAAAGCACCAUAACUCAAAUUUAAACUCCCAAUGCUGUGAAUCUUCUGAAGAUUAAAAAAAAAGUAUUGGAACAGUUCAGUUAAACCUAAUUUAAGUGCCUCUAACCUUGUACUGUAAACCUUGUUCUAGGUAAUUUUAAAAGGUAAGGUAUUUAUAUAGUGUGUAAUGUGCUCUAUUUUAAAACACCUGGUCAUAGGUACAUGUGUACACACAUGCUAUAGCCCAGAUUUGGAGGGGGGGGGGAAUUAGAAAUAAUGUUGAAAUUGUUCAGACGUAGCGAUUUCAUAUAAAGAUUUUUGAUAAAUUAUCUGUCGUCUUAAAAUGGGUACAUGGAGCCUGCUUUGAAAUUGUGUUAAAAUGUCUUUUGAAAAUACAAUAGAAAAUGUAGCUUAAUGAAGUUCCAAUAUGCAUUUGUGAACAACUGCAAAUAACUAUCUAACAUUGGGUUUUUUCACUUCUGUUCCAUAGUUUGCAAAAAGUAAGUGGUCAGGCAAAAGACUGCAGUAUUUUUUAUUUUCUGUUGUGAUGUACAGACUUUAUUUAACAAUGCUACAUAUUUUAUAGAAAACUAGUUAUCUCAAGGGACAUUUCUUUUUUAAAAUAAAGUCAUUACUUUUGUUCAUUAAAGCCUUUAAGUAUUAAUAUGUAUUCUCGUUGAACAAUUCAUGGGUGUGUCAAGUAUAAUUUUAACUUAUUUGAAGACAGCGGUAGACAAUAGUGUGCCACAAUUCUUAUGAAAAAAGGGCUUUAAAUUUUUUUCCCGUCCAUUGCCAAGAAAGAUAUAAGAUGAGGCGAAGUUGUUAAGCAUGUCUUUAUGCAUUAGUUUGCAUAGUACUCCUGGGGAAAUUCUGUGCCAAAAAUUAAAAAUUCUUCACACAGUAUUUUAAAGUUCUGCAAAAUUCUGCAUAUUUUAUUUGUUAAUAUAACACAAUAUAAUCACGCCGGUUUCAAUUAUUUUGGUAAUUUAUUUAAACUACAAUACAAUGGAUGGAGAAUGGGAGUGGGGAGCAUUGGAGGAAAUCCCCAAGCCCCCUCUGUCUAGUAGUAAUGUAGCUAGUAUUGACCCUUUACUUCUAGUUAUUAAUCAGCAAAUAUAUGCAGCCAUAUGCUCAGUGUUACAUCAUAGGCAAUUGAAGAGCAAGUGAGGGCUCAGACUCACAAUUUAUAUUGGCUACUGACCAUCUCCAGGAAGGUCAGUAGAAAACAGUUCAUGGAGCUCAUUUUGAUAGGAAAAUUUUUCAGUCAAAAAAUUUAGAUUAGUUCUAAUCACUAAAGCAUCAUAAGGAUUUAUAAGGCUAAUACAAUAAGGCUUAUUUACACCACUUUGGGAAUAUAAAGGAGCCUUAAAUUUUUUACACCUGUUUUAUACUCCUGGGGAAUUUACUAAGAACAAUGGGAACAAUUCACUAAGCAGGCAGGCUGCUACAUUCUACUCUGCCUGUGGGGACAGAGCCUGCUGCACAUCUACCUUCUCAGAAACACCCCAAAGCCUUGCCCCUUCAUGCCGAGCAUUCCACAAUAGCAAGCAAGAGGGACAGAGUGUCUCUUUCUCUCUCACACAUGACUGCCCAACCCUCCCGCCCCGGGUGUGAUUUACGUCUCUACCAGCAGCUCUGGGCACUCAAACUAACCUGCUUGCACUGCUGGGGAGGGGUGUGUGACCGCUCUUGCGGCUUCCCUUUGCUUCCCCAUCAGUAGUCAUUUUUCUGAUGGGAAGCAAAGAAAUCUGCAGGGGCCAUGAAUUCUGCGCAUGCACAGUGACGCAGAUUUCCCCCAAGAGUAGCACAGGUAGUUGGAAAAUAUUUGGCAUGAGUAAUAAAAUCAAUAAUUUAGAAUAAACUGCUUCCACCCACCCAUCGCUCUGGGUUUUUAACAAUAAAAAGGAAAAUGUUAAUGCACGUGUCCCAUAAGCUUGCUCUUUCAGAACAUGGAGUUUUUUUUUAAUUUAAUCCAUUCCUAUAUUACAGUGGUUCCCAAACUUGUUCCGCCGCUUGUGCAGGGAAAGCCCCUGGCUGGCCAGGCCAGUUUGUUUACCUGCCGUGUCUGCAGGUUCGGCUGAUCACAGCUCCCAGUGGCCGUGGUUCGCUGCUCCAGGCCAAUGGGAGCUGCUGGAAGCAGCGCGGGCCAAGGGACGUACUGGCCGCUGCUUCCAGCAGCUCCCAUUAGCCUGGAGCAAUGAACCAUGGCCAGUGGGAGCCGCGAUCGGGUGAACCUGCGGACGCAGCAGGUAAACAAACCGGCCGGCGCACCAGGGGCUUUUCCUAAACAAGUGGCGGAACAAGUUUGGGAACCACUGCUAUAUUGGAAUAUUUGUAUUCAUCUCAUAAAGUGCCAUUUGAAUUACACAUCUUUAUUAGCUAUGAUUUAUUUGCUGACACUUAAUCUUGGUGUGUUUUUCUGAAGUCUUUAAGGAAAACAGUUGGUGUUGUCUAAAUAAAGCAACAGAAAUGUAAAAGUGAAACACCAUUUUUAAUUAUUCAUUGAUUUCCCCUCACUCCAAAUAUUUAUUGCUUAAGUUUUUGCAAGACAAAAUGUUGGUGAUACUGAAGGUAUGUCUACAUUGCAGUUAGAUAUCUGUGGCUGGCCCAUACCAGAUGACUUGGGCUCCCGCUCAGGCUAAGGGGCUGUUUAAUUGCAGUGUAGAAGUUUGUGCUUGGGCUGCAGUCUGAGCUCAGGGACCCUCCCACCUCGCAGGGUCCUAGAGCCCAGGAGCCAGACUGAGCCUGAAUGUCUACACUGCAGUUAAACAGCCCCUCAGCCUGAGUCAGCUGGCAUGAGCCAGCCAUGGGUUUUUAAUUGUAGUUUAGACAUACUCUGAGUAAAUGCCAUAACACUUUAAAAGGCUUUUACAAAAAACACCUUUACAUAAAGUAAAUCCACUGAGCUGGGUUUUCUGUUGGGCGGGUGGAGGAGGGGAGAGGAAGAGUUGGAGGGGGACUUGCGCCUAAAUUUUAAAAAGUGGUUGCCUAGUUGGGCUCCAAAAUCUAUUUUUAAGCACCUCAGUAAAUGGCCUGAUAUUCUCAAAUCAUGAGUAUACAGUAACUUUCAUUGGCUCAAUUGAGAGCCGGUAGGUGCUCAGUAUGUCUGAAAAUCAGUAAAUUAAGGCCCUAAUUCAGUAAAGCACUUAAGGAUGUGCUUAAGUCCUAUGUGAAGUAACUUGCAAAAUCAGGGCCUAAAUAUGUGCUUACGCUCAUAGCUUUAGAUAUCAAUUUCUUAAAAUCUUGACAUUAAUCUUAGCAAAUUUAUUAAUUAAAAUAUUUUUAUACUUAAUGUAGACUUUAAGACAAGUUGCAUUGCCUUAUAAGGAUUCCAAAGCCUUUUAAAGGAGUAUCAGACUCCUUCAUCCUAAAUGAGUGAUCGUCUCAUUUUGUUGGUCAAACUUACUUCAGUAAUUAUUUGUCAACCAGUAUUUAAAAAAAAAAGAGGGGGGGGAGAGGAUGCCUAGCAAAUAUCUUUUAAAUGUAAUGUGUAGAGUAUGCCUUGUGAACAUGGUCUGUGCAUUGGAACCAAUUAAGCAUUGCAUAUGGAGACUUGUAUUGUCUAGCAGGUUCUAUCUUGUUUUAGUUGGAUGGAAAGUAACUUGCAUCUUUGAGAUAAUUGAGGCCAUUGUAUUCAGUGAGAGUAAGGAAACAUUUACGUUCCUGGUUAACUUGUAAAUUCCUAAAGGAAUAUGAUGUUUCUAGGAAUGAAUGCAGACUUGCAUUUUGGGUUUUACUGUUUGCUUAUCUUAGAAUUUUCCUUUAAGAAUGAGUAUCUUGAAAACCCAAAUUAGAUAAGUGAUGUACAACUUCCGUAGGCCUCUAAUCAGCUUUUAAGGUAGAUAUUUCUGAAAGUACGAGACUUUAAAAUCUUGGAAAAUUGGUAGCUUCAUUUGUAUGUACCAUAUUUUCCUUAAUUAUUUCAUUUACAUUUUUAAAUUAUAUUAUCUUUAAGUGUUGAUAUUAAAAUGCAUAAUGAAUUUUUAACUGUUUCCUCCUCAGUAAGCCUAGAAUCAAAUUUUAGAACAUCAUCUAAAUGACCACUGAAUGUGCUAUAAAAUUAAUUCUUUGGGUACAAAUCAGCUAUAUUGUCUUCACAUACUAUAUUUUAAAUUAAAUUAACAGACUAAAACCAUUUGAAGAGUAAAAAUGUCACUUAAGUUUAAAAUUAAAAAUAUUUUUUGGUUACUGUAAUAAUGUUUAAAGGGAAGUAAUUAUCUUUUAUUUUGGUUAGAUAGAAAUGAUUUAGCAGUUCUCCAUUGUUGUGACAGUGCUUCUGAAAGAAGGCAGAGGACACAAUCCUGCUUCCGCUGGGUGUACCCCAUGUAGGGAUGAUAUAAUGGUAUAUAAUACAGAGCUUUAUGGAGCUCACAGUAUAGUAGCCAUGGUUUAAUAGUUAUCACAAAGGUGGAGUGAACACUAUUUUACUUAAUUUGUUAAACAAAUCUCAUGUAAUUGUUGCCUUGUUCUAUAUUAUCCUUGAAUGCAAUUAAGUCCACAUACUGUAGUGAUGUUUGUGCUCUGACCUACCCAUGCCCAACGUGAAAUGUAUUAUAUUGUAUACAAAAAUAACAUUGUAGUUAACUUAGAGAAGAUGUAAAUAAAAAUGAGAGAAGGGUAAAACAAGCAGAACGAUUACAUUCUUGUGUUUGUUAUAUGCCAAAAGUGUAGAAUAAUCUUUUAAAAUGUAACACACUAAUGUACCUUGUACAGCAUCUGAUUUAAAAGGUGCCUUAAGUUUACCAUGAAUGCUUUUUUCUGUACACAGAUUAUGUCCAAUGUAUCAUUUUUAAGUAAAUAACCUUAUUUUAGUA